Molecule: messenger RNA, 2733 nt
Organism: Aureobasidium namibiae CBS 147.97
Lineage: Eukaryota; Fungi; Ascomycota; Dothideomycetes; Dothideales; Saccotheciaceae
Exons: 1
Coding region: 1-2733 (910 amino acids)
Source: RefSeq, a predicted model, not a curated record
AUGCCGCCAAAGGCCAAGCAAAAGAAUACUGCAAAUCAGCACCGUCAUGAGAGCGGUUUGGCCAAACCUGCCCCUGGCAAGCGACUCACCAAGCAGCGGUCCAACAACCACCUCCCGACCACCAAUGGUCAGGCAAACCACUCGCUCCCUGCUGCCGCUUCCGAAGGCCUGAAUGACCCCGACAUCGCCGACGACUCGCCCGCAUCGCUGCCCGACGACGACAUGGCUGCAGCUACCAGCACUCCGCCCGUUACAGCCGCCUCCUCCGAGUCCUCUCGUCGCGUGUCCGAUGCUCCCGCCUACAGCUCCGCCGUCAAUACCUCCAAGCUUGCGGGCCGUUCGGCUGCCAGCAGUUUCUCCAUGGCCAUGACCAUCCUCAGCGCGUGCCCGCUGUCAGAUGCAAUUGCCAUCUUGAUUCUGCUCAUGUCGCUCCCUCCGGCACUCGUCAUGCUCAUUCAUAGUCUCUUCGCAUCUCUCACAUUCGUACCUCCUACCGCCGGUGUCUCGUUGAGCUCAUGGAACGGAAUGCCUGCUCUCGCCGACUGGUUCCAUGCCACGUCUACCGGUGGACCCUCGCUCUUUACAAUCCUCUUCACGGACGCGGUCAUGACGGUGGUCUAUCUGUGCAGCGGUCUAUUCUUACAAAACAUCUACUUGGACUUGGGCCAGGCCGUCAUAGCCAUUUCUCUGAGCGGCGCUACCGCAGCGUCAGACCGCUCAGGUCAGAGUGUCGCUGCUUGCAGUGUCCUCGUCUGCGUAUCUCAUUUCCUUCGUUAUAACAAAAUUCAUCUCAUGGGCUUGGAACAGCUGCGCUCGCUGUUGCAGAAUCUUGGUAUUGGUCAACAUUGGAGUCCCAUUCCUUCGGCCGACUUUUCAUCUUCACCUUAUGUUGCCUAUGGUUGGUACCGUGCUCUGCUCGGUUGUCACAUUCUGGCUCAAGGAAUAUUGACUCUUGGUCGCCGUUCCUUGUCGGGGUAUUCUAACCAGUCCCGUGGCAGUGCGAGCAAGAAACAAGAUCCGGAAGCAGCAUCGUAUGGAGACGGAGCCAAGUCGUCGACGAGCCCUGGCGAUUCAGGUCAGGAACCUGCCGGCGGCCUGGGCUCAGAUGGCCGGCCUCUUGCACCAUCGUCAACGAUACGCGAUGGCAAUCAACGUGUUUCGACAGUCAAGAAAAAGAAAAAGCACGCGACAGCAGUCCGCAGUCGACAACCGCUAUGGGCAGCUAUAGCCAGUACAAAAGUAACAUUCUUAAAAGAGAUGGAACAGAAACAAGCUUCCGAAGACCAAGCAGAAGCUACUGCUCACGAUUCGACAAACGACAAUCAACUUAUCCCACGCAUUUCUACCGAAGACCGCAUCUCCAUUGUCGACAUUCGUCCUGCCGAUAUCUUGUUCCGUGCCCACCUUCCGUCCUUUCCCACCACUCCCAGGCCGAAGCCCGAUCCGACUCAUCCUGUCAGUGCAGGUAUCGACAAGUCGAAGCCCUUCUUUGUCCGUAUGAAUGGCGCAGAUUGGGGAUCGACCAAGAUCACCGAGGAAGGAGAAGGAUCGGACACGGUGUGGCAUGGCGAGAUACUCGGGCUGACACCUUUAACUAACUACAGCUGUGAGCUGGUCAGCAUGUCUGACCAGAGCGUCUUGUGUAGCACCGGCCUUGUUACUCUCCCUGCACCCAGCACUGAACAGACUUCGAUCGUUACCGCACCUCCUCAACCGCAAUCUCUCCGUCCACUAUCGCCCGUCUCAACUUUGAAGCAGUCUAUCGCCGCCGCCGAGAUGAAGCGCGAAGAUGCUAGGAUCAAGCUCAAGCGUGCUCGCCGUGAUCACAAGAACGCCGCCUCUGCUGUACGUAAGGAGAUCGAUCAGCUCAACGCCAAGGUUGCCUCUAGUGGUGGUCAGGAUGAACGCCAGCGACAGAGAAUCCUACAGUUGACUCAGCACCUGCGUCAAGCCAACGAAGCAACCACUGCUCUUAAGGACGAGACUGAUGCUCUGGGCGAGAUUCCUCAGGCUGAGCUUCGCGAGUACAACGAGAAGAAACGUGCUUGGCAAGCUGCCUGCGACAAGAAGUCUGCUGCCAUGGCAGACCUCGAAGCUGCCAAGUCUCAAGCUCAGCGCGAAAUUUCGCAAGUCACGUCUGAGUUGACAUCAGCUGCUCAGAAGCGUGAGCGACUUAGCACCCGCAAGGGCAAGCUGACGGAACAACUCGACCGCCUGACCAACCAGAAGAGAGCCGAUAUGAGCGCUAGACAAAAGCAUGACCAGGAGCGAGCCAACAGAAUCUCCGAGUAUCAGCGCCAGGAAGCCAACAUCUUGUAUUGGACCCAGCAAAGCAACAAAGAUGCUGAAGACAACACCCUUCGGGCCAACGAGGCGUUUGCACACAUGGAAUAUCUCACCAACGUUGUCGCACAACAGCAACAGACUCUCUCCGGACCUCCCACUCCUGAAGGCAAUCUCCCUGGUACCAACGGGCCUCCCAAUCGCCAACCCGCUGCAUUCGAUUUUAGCAUGUUUGGUGGUGGGUUUGGACAAGGAUUUGGAGGACUCAGCAACGGCGGAGCGACGCAAGUCAGAGGACGCAGCAGCUCGAUGCUUUCGGGCUACAGCGGUUUCACAGACGACGACUUCGACACAAUGGCUGGAGCUGAGAGUGCACAGAACGAGGCGCUGUUGCUGGAGAACGACAAGGGCAAAGGCAGGUUGGCUAGCAGUCCCAUCGGUAGCAAGUAA